Rhineura floridana is the source of this 4901-nucleotide messenger RNA. It is a transcript of the gene CDK14, whose product is annotated as cyclin dependent kinase 14. Bases 537 to 1955 code for a protein of 472 amino acids. The transcript has 15 exons. Lineage: Eukaryota; Metazoa; Chordata; Lepidosauria; Squamata; Rhineuridae. The record is from RefSeq and is a predicted model, not a curated record. Gene Ontology annotation, biological process: protein phosphorylation. Gene Ontology annotation, cellular component: cytoplasm; nucleus; cytosol. Gene Ontology annotation, molecular function: ATP binding; cyclin-dependent protein serine/threonine kinase activity; cyclin binding.
GGGCGGGAGGGGGGAGAGCUAAGAGUUCCUCUUUGGGUCGCGCCUGGAAGAGCUGCUGCCGUCCUCAACUGAGGGUAGCCUUCCUGUCUGGCUGCCGCCUUUUUUGCAUCUCCUGACAAGGCUUCGCCGUCCAUCCUCUCAUCCCUUUGCCUAGGGGCCUCCCUCAUCCCUCCCCGUCGGGCUUCUCUCCAUUCCCGGGUCUCUUUCUUUCCCUUUCGCAGACAACCCCCCCUCCUUCCUUUCCUCCCCGCCCCUCAUUGUCUCGUACAGCGCGUUGCCCAAUUUUCAAGGCAAGGGAGAAACUUGACUAUGGGCGAGGAGGGGAAAGCGGCGUCGGCGUCUCCUGUCCUUGCGAGCACCACCACGUAGAAGACCGGGGCUUUCUGGAGCCUGUUGUGGAGCGCGGCGCGUGUGUGCUGAGCGGCGAAGCAGAGUCCUCCUUUUGGGAUACAGCUGCCUCCGCCUCCGCCUCUGCCCCGCUCCAGGGCGGGCGCUGUGUGACUUUUCCUUCUUGGACGCCCGUCCAUCGGAGCCAGAUGUGCGACCUGCUCGACUCGCAGCCGCCGCCCUCCGAGAAGAAGCUCAGCAGGAUGAAAAAGUUGCGGCGAACUUUGUCGGAGAGUUUCGGUCGAAUAGCCUUGAAGAAAGAUGAUAACGGCUUUGAUGAGAUAUGUGUCACAAAGAUGUCUACACGGAACUGCCAAGGAAUGGAUUCUGUGAUCAAGCCCUUGGACACGAUUCCAGAAGACAAAAAAGUCAGAGUUCAGAGGACACAGAGCACUUUUGAUCCAUUUGAAAAGCCAAAUAAUCAAGUGAAGAGGGUCCAUUCAGAGAACAAUGCCUGUAUUAACUUCAAGACUUCAUCCACUGGGAAGGAAUCUCCUAAAAUCAGACGACAUUCCAGUCCUAGCUCUCCAACAAGUCCCAAGUUUGGAAAAGCAGACUCUUAUGAAAAACUGGAAAAACUGGGGGAAGGUUCAUAUGCCACUGUAUACAAAGGGAAAAGCAAGGUAAAUGGAAAGUUGGUGGCAUUAAAGAUGAUUAGACUUCAAGAGGAGGAAGGCACUCCAUUUACUGCCAUCAGGGAAGCUUCUCUUUUGAAAGGCCUAAAACAUUCUAAUAUUGUGCUGCUUCAUGAUAUUAUUCACACAAAGGAGACGUUGACACUGGUAUUUGAGUUUGUGCACACUGAUUUAUGUCAGUACAUGGACAAACAUCCUGGAGGACUUCAUCCAGAUAAUGUGAAGUUAUUUUUAUUUCAAUUGCUGCGAGGACUUUCGUACAUCCACCAGCGUUACAUUUUGCACAGGGACCUGAAACCCCAAAAUCUUCUGAUCAGUGACACUGGGGAGUUGAAGCUGGCAGAUUUUGGACUUGCAAGAGCCAAAUCUGUCCCCAGUCAUACGUACUCUAAUGAAGUGGUUACUCUGUGGUACAGACCUCCAGAUGUCCUCUUAGGCUCAACAGAGUAUUCUACCUGCCUUGAUAUGUGGGGAGUAGGUUGUAUCUUUGUAGAAAUGAUCCAAGGUGUUGCUGCUUUUCCAGGAAUGAAAGACAUUCAAGAUCAACUUGAAAGAAUAUUUCUGGUACUUGGAACUCCAAAUGAAGAUUCAUGGCCUGGAGUUCAUUCUCUACCACAUUUCAAGCCAGAUCGCUUUACCCAGUACAGUGCUAAAAACCUUAGGCAAGCCUGGAAUAAGCUAAGCUAUGUGAACCAUGUAGAGGAUCUGGCCUCCAAAUUACUCCAGUGUUUCCCAAAGAACAGAUUGUCAGCACAAGCAGCUCUGAGCCAUGAGUAUUUCAGUGAUCUGCCCCCACGGCUAUGGGAGCUAACUGACAUGUCUUCUAUUUUUUCUGUACCGAAUGUGAGAUUACAAGCAGAGGCUGGAGAAAGCAUGAAGGUCUUUGGAAAGAACAAUAUUUAUGGCAAAGGUCUAUCAAACAUUAAGCACUGAAGAACAUGCUGAUUUCCCAAAAUAAUUCAGGAACUAAGAUCACCAGACUGGAGGAGAGAAGCAAAGCCUAACAUGAGAGCCAACACUGAAGAUGCCAUGGCCCUGUUUCCUUUCUCUCUCAAUGGUGGAUUUUAGUCACAAGAAAAGUGAUGCUGGCAAGACUUUGUUCCCCUUCCCUCUUUGUUUAAAACCUUGCACGUUUUUUGAUACCUUGUGAUUUCAGAGACCUCUGUGAAGAUUACAUGGCAUGCUCUUUUUCUUUCAGCCUUUUGUGUUGAUUUUAUCUGGUUUUUCCAUAGCAGCACAACACCCUUGUGAAAAAGUUUAUGCUCUUACCAGCAAUGUUUUAUAUACAUUAAAACAACACAUUUGGUGUUCACACUUCCUCAGUAAUGCCUGUAGAUAAAAGCCAACCAUGGCAUGAAACAAUGUCUCUGUUCAGCAAAUGGUUCCACGUACUUUGCAAAUUGUCAGAAAGAUACUUUAAGCUAGAACAGAGCUUGCAAAUUGGUUGUAAGUAACACAGUCAGUAUCUUACAACUAUUACUGCUAUAAAAUAUCAUGUUCCUUUCUUUAACCAUGGCAAUAAGUGUAUCUUAAUAACCCUGAAUUUGGGUACUCUGUGUUGCAUAAUUUGGCAGAUUUCAAAACAGACUUCCUACUGAGCACAUAUUUUGAGACCUAUUUAGAAAAAAGUUUGUUUUGUGGUUCCAUUUUUACUUUUUCAUGUAGCAUAGUUCAAAAUAUAUUCUAAGAAGGAAAAUAAAGAUGAAGGAAAAAUGAGUUUACAUUAGGAAAAGCACUAUGGUAUAGAAACUCUAGUUGCUGAAUGAGCCAUUUAAAAAAACCUAGUUUUGAAUAGUGAUCCGAACUCCAAAUAUUAGUUCUUCCAAACCAAAGCAUUUUUCCAGUUAUUUUUCUGAGAUGUUCAGAUAUGAGUGGAAAAUGCCUCCACUCCUGCAUCUUCAAAUGGGAUUUUCCCCAAGAACUGUUCAAUUUUUAAAAAAUAAUUGUGAAUUGAAGGAACUUCUGUUCUUUUAAGGGAGGAAAAAAGAUGGAGCCUAUGGGAACCUUAAGGGCUGUGACUGUUUUUGCCUGCCACACCCCAUCUCUAAUAUGAUUAAUAACACUCGAAUUCUAGGAGAUGGGGAAUGAAGCAAAUCCAAAUAAAUAAGACAUGCUUAGAGUGGGGAUUUCUCAUCCAUUUUUAUUCAACAUAAAGCUCAUUUGCCACCCUAGUACAUCAGAAGCCUAAAAUCACAUCUAUUUUUGUAACACAUAUGAUUAUAGCAUCUAAUGCUUUCUUAGGAAAAGGAGGAAAACAGGGAUGUAAGACCCAUUCUGUAGUUUAUUUCUUAAACUGAUGGCUUAAUGUUGUUUGGAGUUUGUAAAUUCUUGAUUUUGCAGAAUACUUUUUUUUAGCAUAAGGCAACAAUGGUAAAUAUUCUUCCAUGAUAUUGAUCCAGUAUUUAUUCAAGAAUUAAAAUAUGUAACUUCUUGCCCUUCCCAGUACAGUUGUACCACCAAAAUACUAUUUAUAAAACAUUGGUUAAAUAUCUCAAACUUAGUUUCUGUAGAAACAAAUAAUCACAAAAUUUAACAGAACAUUUUGAACGUAACACAAAUGCCUUAACCGUGACUUGCUUUGAGUUUCAUAUUCAACCUUUUGUAUGUGAUCUCCUUUGCCAAGUCAUAUAUUCAGUUGGAUGCUUCAAGAUGAGUGUCCUUUUAAAAAAAAAAAGUCUCAGUGCUUGCAAAAAUGUGAGGAAUCUUUGAGAAUGUAACAAAGGUUUCAAUUAGGAAAAUGAGGGUAGAUCCUUAGAUGUAAAUCUCUUGCUUUGGCAGCUUAAAGAGGGAGGGAGACAAUUAUGCUCUUUGUUGAAGCAUGUGAUGUAGAGAGGAAUUCUACUGAAGAGCUCCCAUCUGUGGGCUAAAUGCCCAGCACCUUACUGUCCACAAUAAAUCAAAAGUUCAGAGCUUUUGCUUAGGUUUUGCAUGUGUGUUUGUGUGUGUGUAUGCUUCCAAUGUUUUCUCUUUUUACAAUAGCCAUUGAUGCUACUGAAUGUAUUGGCCAAUAAUAUUUAGUUACCAGCUAUCAAAGUCUGAGAGCCAACCCCACUCCAAACAUAUCACUCCAAUUACAUGUUUUGGAAGUGAUUUCCUAUGGAGGAUUGCAUGCAUAAAACACUGUGAGAAUUGAAAAUCCACACACUUUCCAAGAAUUUGUGAUCAGAAUGCUACAUUCUUCCCAGAUCUUUCCUUUAUAAUCCAUGUGGCUUUUCAAUUCCAGUGACAUUUUCCACUUGUAUCCCUUCACAGAAAUCAUUCCCAAAGCAUGCAUGAGAAAGAGUUUUGGCAGAGUCCCUAUAUUUAGGUUCUUAAAGAAGUUACUGUUUUGUUUUUGUCUAUGGUGCUGAGAUUCCAGCAGAAUUUCAUGUACUUCAAGCAAGUAAUUUUUAAACCAGCUGGAUUUGACUUUUGUAGUGAUUAUAUUUUGGUUUUAUUUGGUGGGGGGUAUAAUCACUGGAGAAGAAGGAUGCAUGUAGGAACUGUGUGAUUUAUGAAAGAUGGUCUGAUAUUGUGCAAUUUGAUCUCCUAUAUCCACAUCAUCAGGCUGGGUGGAAGAAAAAUGUAGUGCACUAUAGUUACCCAUUCAAGUCCCCAAUGUAGAAAGUAGUGAUUAAACAAACCUGGCCCCUUUGGAGAGCACAUUCCAAAACUACAAAGGUCUUACCCCAAGUUAUCUUCCAGUGUCCUAGAUGCUUCUGAAUGUCUGCCAAAUCCCAAGGCUGUGUGGCCAUUUUAUCCCUCUCAUUUUCUUAAGGGUCACUCAGGCAAAAUCACUAGUUCCCAGAACUCUGUUCUAGAGAUGUAAAGGCAAUGCAGGAUGGGUUUGCACUAGUGUUGCCUGGUUCCUGGCCUGAGACUGAUCCUGUAUCUUUAGGA